Molecule: messenger RNA, 2185 nt
Organism: Durio zibethinus
Lineage: Eukaryota; Viridiplantae; Streptophyta; Magnoliopsida; Malvales; Malvaceae
Source: RefSeq, a predicted model, not a curated record
CAUCUCAUGUUCAUGUAACAUUAAAAAAAACCGAAGGAAAAAGAAACAAUCUCUGUGCUUCUCGUGACGGCUCACAAGCCAAUGUACAUGAAAAGUUGAAUAUCAUUACUCAUUGCUGUCUAGGCCACUUACUUAUUUCCACUUCAACCAAAAUAGCUUUCUUUUAAAUCUUUGAUCACAUUUUUUAAUUGCCCAUUUCUCUUCUCCCCACAAAUUUUUGUGAUCCGAGCAACUUCAGGUAGUGCUUUAAAAACCAAAAAAUAAGGAUCAAUUUUGCAUACGGGUUCUUCGGUUUAGAGUUAUUCUCGGAUCUGGGUGUUUCCAAUUUUGGAUCUUUUUAUUUUUUUUGUCUCAGCUUUUUAAUCUCGUUUUGAUCAGUAUUCUCGUGGUUAUAUUUUGGCCAUGAAGUUUUGGGACGCUAACAAAGUAGUUUUGCCUUUUGUCUGAUUUAUUUUUUUUCUUCUUUCUCUACUAAAGAUUCCAUUUUUGUUUUCAUUUUUUAGAACUUGUUUCUUUUUUCUUUCCCUGUUAGAAUCUUCGGAGAAUCACCUGGUUAUUUUGGUUUUUGUUGAUUAAUUAAUUCAGCAAUGGAAUCUUGCUGCAUGACACUCAACGUUAAUGCCAAUCCAAUUAAUGUUAGCAAAGGUCGUAGUAAUGGAGGCAACGUUUUCUGGGGAGAGAGUAGGAGGGGAGGUCUUAAAAGCAGGGAUUUUGGAACACAGUUAUGGAAGAGUUUGAGAGCUAAAAAUGGUGUCAAAAAAGUUAAGCCUGGAGUGGCUUACUCUGUUCUCACCCCAGAUAUUGACAAGGAGACUAUGUUUCAGGCACCAAUCUCUUACACUCCACAAGCAGAUCCAAAAAAUGUGGCUUCCAUCAUAUUGGGUGGCGGUGCCGGGACACGCCUCUUUCCUCUUACUAGCAAAAGAGCCAAGCCAGCAGUUCCAAUUGGAGGUUGUUACAGGCUGAUUGAUGUUCCAAUGAGCAACUGCAUCAAUAGUGGCAUAAAAAAGAUAUUUAUCUUAACUCAAUUUAACUCCUUUUCCCUCAACCGUCACAUAGCUCGAACAUACAACUUUGGAAACGGUGUAAAUUUUGGAGAUGGUUUUGUAGAGGUUCUGGCGGCCACUCAAACACCAGGAGAAGCAGGGAAAAAGUGGUUCCAGGGAACAGCUGAUGCUGUGAGGCAAUUUGUUUGGGUCUUUGAGGAUGCCAAAGCCAAGGAUGUGCAGCAUGUACUGAUAUUGUCUGGUGAUCAUCUUUACAGGGCAGACUAUAUGGAUUUUGUGCAGAAGCAUAUUGAUUCAAAUGCUGAUAUCACAGUCUCAUGUUUACCAAUGGAUGACAGCCGUGCAUCAGAUUUUGGAUUGGUGAAGAUAAAUGAAACAGGAUGCAUCAUUCAGUUUGCUGAGAAGCCAAAGGGCCCCAAUCUUAAAGCUAUGCAAGUUGAUACCUCCAUAUUAGGGUUAUCAGCACGAGAUGCUGCAAGAUAUCCAUACAUUGCAUCAAUGGGUGUGUAUGUGUUUAAAACUGAUGUCUUGUUAAAGCUUCUGACACGGAGCUGUCCAUCAUGCAAUGACUUUGGCUCUGAGAUUAUUCCAUCAGCUGUGAAGGAACACAAUGUACAGGCAUAUUUGUUCAAUGACUAUUGGGAAGACAUUGGGACAAUAAAGUCCUUCUUUGAUGCCAAUUUAGCCCUCACAGAACAGCCACCAAAGUUUGAAUUUUAUGACCCAAAGACACCUUUCUAUACAUCUCCAAGAUUCUUGCCUCCUACCAAAGUUGAUAAAUGCAGGAUUGUUGAUGCCAUAAUUUCACAUGGUUGUUUCUUGCGAGAAUGUAGUGUACAACACUCUAUAGUUGGUGUGCGCUCACGUCUGGAGUCUGGCGUUGAGUUUGAGGAUACCAUGAUGAUGGGAGCAGACUACUACCAAACUGAGUCAGAAAUAGCAUCUCUGCUUGCAGAAGGAAAGGUUCCCAUUGGAGUUGGACAAAAUACCAAGAUUAGGAAUUGCAUAAUUGACAAGAAUGCCAAGAUAGGAAAAGAUGUGAUCAUAUCAAAUAGUGAUGAUGUUCAAGAAGCUGAAAGACCAGAAGAUGGGUUUUACAUCAGGUCUGGGAUCACAGUCAUAAUGAAAAAUGCAACAAUUAAAGAUGGAACCAUCAUAUAAAAUUUUUGAAUUCUUCC